Molecule: messenger RNA, 819 nt
Organism: Euleptes europaea (tarantolino)
Lineage: Eukaryota; Metazoa; Chordata; Lepidosauria; Squamata; Sphaerodactylidae
Gene: RDM1
Product: RAD52 motif containing 1
Exons: 7
Coding region: 1-819 (272 amino acids)
Cellular component (GO): nucleolus
Molecular function (GO): RNA binding
Source: RefSeq, a predicted model, not a curated record
AUGGCGGAGGUGUUGGAGUUCCGCGUCCCGGGCGGCCGUGGCCGGACCCUCCUCGUCCUGGGGCUGGAGACAGACGCGGCCGAGCAUGCCCUGUAUUUAGCAUUCUCUGCCUUUGGGCCGCUCUACUCGGUGAGGCUUCGCCCAAACGCUCCGGUCGCUCAGCCUGGCCAUUACGCCCUUGUCAAGUACUUCUCCGCCAGAGAUGCCGGCAGAGCGCAACGUGCGUGCAACCAGCAGUCGCUGUUUCAGAAAUCCCCACUGAAGGUGUGCAUCUGUACCAGACAGAGGUCUUUCCCACAGCAGACCUUGGUUUUGAACAGCCACAAAUGCCAGGAACUGGCCAAUCACUACCUCGGUUUCAACAGCUGGUCUAGUCGCAUUGUCACGCUCCAGGAUAUCUCUGGCUUCGAAGAGGAGGAGAAUGAAGAGGAGGCCUCAAGGGCUUUGCCGGGGAGCCAGCGUUGCAAGUACCUGUGCGUUCAAGAACUAACUAUCCCGCAACACAGCAUCUGCUCCAGAGGGAUUGGAGUGGCCGAGGUUCCGGUGGACCCCAGCCAAGGGUUUAUUGCAGCCAUGCGCGGCGCUCAGAAGCUCGCGGCACAAAAAGCACUCUCGGAUGCAUUUCAGAAGAUUCUCCUCGUAGUUCUAGAGAAUGGGAAGGUGGCCGUGGAGUUCAGCUCCCCCCAGGAUGACCUUGUGGACUGUUUAGCAGAUGAAGAACUGAAAGGGCUCCUCCAGGUGACUGACUUGUCCUUGUCGCAGUUGAAUCCUGAAGGAGAAGAAGAGGUCUUGUCUGACUUCAGCAUGGAUGACGAAUAG